UCCGCGCCUGCAGUGCGCUCAUUCCUCUAUCUCUACAAUGGCCCUGGUGCUGGUGCAGUAUUCCGAUUCCGAUUCCGAUGAGGGCAGCCUCUAUAAAAAGGCAGAAUCCGAUGCCUACCCACCGCCGACUCAGCCGGUAGCAGGCUCAACAGUGGCUGUGAAACGCAAGCGCGAAGAGCCCAGCUCGAGCUCUAACCUACCUCCCCUGCCGGCUGCCUUCCACGAUCUGUACUCGGUCAAUAUGCGCGUCAGCACCUGCGACGAUCCGAGUCUGCACGGCGGAAGGAAGCGUGCAGUCCCGCAUAUUGACGGCAAUUGGCCCAGCCAUGUCUAUCUAGAGUGGGUUCCUUCGCAUACAGAGUCCGAAAAGCUACAGGACCUCAUCGACUCCAUCUCUGCAUCAAUCCACAAUGCGAACAGCACUCGCGCCAAUCCAAUUCCUGUCCCGGACAUCAUUCCUCUCCUGCGCUCGCCCCUCGGCGCAUCGCUGCCUCUGCACAUCUCGCUGUCUCGGACACUUCAAAUCCAGACUGGUGACCGUGACGCCUGCCUAGACACUCUAACGAGCUCUCUACGAAAAGCCGCCGUGAGACCAUUCGGCAUUCGUUUCGCGAGCUUAAAAUGGGUCCCCAAUUUCGAGAGGAAUCGAUGGUUCCUUGUCCUUUCCAUCGCAAAGCCACCGCAGAACGAGCUCAACAGACUGCUAGACGCCUGCAACGAAGCCGCAGAGAGGUGUGGGUACCCUGGUCUCUACACCGGAGGACCCGGGGACGGUCCCGUAGAGGAUAACACGUCCGUCGGCAAUACAAAGAAGCGGAGAAAAACUUUGAGCAAAGAAAAAAAGCAUAAAUAUGCAACUCCAGGGGCUAUAGACCGGUCUGACAACUUCCAUAUCAGUAUUGCAUGGAAUCUGGAGGGUCCUGCGCCGGAAUGGAUGGCCCUGGUGCAAAACAUCGCCCUGGACAGGGACCUUCUGUCAUCAGGCACGCACUUCGACGUUGUUAAAGCGAAAAUCGGAAAUGUGGUACAUAAUAUCGAGUUG
Messenger RNA from Lindgomyces ingoldianus, 1042 nucleotides. RefSeq lists its product as uncharacterized. Gene Ontology annotation, biological process: U6 snRNA 3'-end processing. The record is from RefSeq and is a predicted model, not a curated record. NCBI's taxonomy places the organism in Eukaryota, Fungi, Ascomycota, Dothideomycetes, Pleosporales, Lindgomycetaceae. Gene Ontology annotation, molecular function: 3'-5'-RNA exonuclease activity. The transcript is spliced from 2 exons. The annotation marks the transcript as partial. Gene Ontology annotation, cellular component: nucleus.